UCGAUACGUAUUCGUAGCUAGCGUAGCGUCUAGUUCAUUACUCAUUGUUCAUUACUAGUUAUUGCGAUUCAUCUUGAAUGUUGACUUAUGACAAUUUGACAAUAAAGUAGGUUUUUAAGUUUAAAUUACCGAGUUAAAGAGGUAUUAUAGUUGUUAUAGUUAUUAGUUCGUCAUUCAGCUACAAAAAUUAUUAUCAUUAUGAGUAGGUAAUAAAAGAAAAGAAGACUUAAUAUUGAGUUUUUUUCAAAAAAAAUUAAACCAUUACCUGAGUCAGAUGUUCCUUUGCCACAAAGAGAUACAUACGAGACAGUAGGGUCACAAAACCUAAUUUUAAAUAUAAAAAAUGAAUAUUGAAGAGUUCAGUAAAAUAGUUAAAUCUAUCAAUAACUUAUACGGACCUCUUCUUGAUAAUUUUGAAGAAGAAGCAAUAACUUGGUAUGAAAUAUGGCUAAAAAAACCAUGUGAUCCAAAUACACAAAUAAUUGAUUUACUAGAAGAAUCUAAAUACUAUCCUGCUGUAAAUACAGCUUUACAAAUAGCAAUUACAUUACCAGCAAUUUCCUGUUCAGUUGAAAGAACCUUUAGUGCUUUGCGUCGUAUCAAGACAUGGGUAAGAUCUACAAUGUCCAAUAUGAGGUUAAGCAGUUUGGCACUAAUUCACAUUCACAAAAAUAGAUUUGACAAUACAUUAUUUUUUGAAAAUCACAAAACUGAUGUUAUGAAUCAUUUUGGACUAAAUGUCAGACGUUUAUCAUUACUAUUUGAUUCAUAAUUUUCAUUAUUUUUUGCAUUAAAUUUUGAGUUAUGUUUACAUAAUAAUGUAAAUAUAUGUAAAAUAUAUAACAUGCAUUUCAA
Rhopalosiphum padi (bird cherry-oat aphid) is the source of this 855-nucleotide messenger RNA. RefSeq lists its product as uncharacterized. Bases 344 to 772 code for a protein of 142 amino acids. NCBI's taxonomy places the organism in Eukaryota, Metazoa, Arthropoda, Insecta, Hemiptera, Aphididae. The record is from RefSeq and is a predicted model, not a curated record. The transcript has 2 exons. Gene Ontology annotation, molecular function: protein dimerization activity.